AUGGAGCAACAUUUUCAUAAUCAUAUGCUAAUUCCAACAAAUCCGCAGGAAAUUUGGAUUCAUUGUGUAAAGACAAUGUUUCAAUUUGUUACCAAAAAAACUUACAAAUGGCAUGGGCUUAUUUAUGGAAGAAUUGUUUGGCAAGAACUUGAUUAUGAUCCAACUAAAAGCCAAUAUAUAGCAAGUGAAUCUAACAUUAAUCCUAAUCCUAUUUUAAUUGCGGAAAAUUCAGAUAAUGAAGAUAAUGAUGCAGAAUUUUGUGGAAACGCAAUAAUUAAAAAUAAAAUUUUAUUGAAUGAGGUAAAUUUUUAUUUAUAUAAUGAAGGAGUUAUUGCAUUGUAA
Funneliformis caledonium is the source of this 342-nucleotide messenger RNA. Lineage: Eukaryota; Fungi; Glomeromycota; Glomeromycetes; Glomerales; Glomeraceae. The record is from the annotation of a GenBank genome assembly.